UUUGAGGGUCUCUAACACCAACUCAAGCUGAAAGUGUUGUCAUCAGCCGUUUUUCUAACGUGACUCAUUUGUUUGUUUACAAUCAUUUGACGCACCGUUUUAGCACCCUGAGCACUGACCUGACGCGUUAACACACUUAUUGCCGUUUCGUCGCAUUAAACUAUUUCGAAGCGACUCCUUUUACCCGAGGGAACAAUCUAUGCAGAGAUUGUAUAUUUGAGAGAUGGGUUCAGAGAACUCUGACCACUUUGGACCAGCGGUGGUCCUUGUUGACGAAGAUGAGCAAGAAGUAGGUGGUCUAAUCAACUCAGACGGGGAAGAAGUGGAGUUCUCCGAAGUCAGAGUGAAUCCCAUCUCAGGUGUUGUACCUGCAGAGACUCCCUCCAAGAAAUUGAUUCAGAGCGAGAGUGAAAAGCUAGCAUCCCUCCACAGCUGCUCAGUUUGUGGGAAAGACUUUCCUUACGCCUCUAAGCUUCAGCGGCAUCUGCGCACUCACUCAGGAGAGAGGCCAUUCCCUUGCUCCAUGUGCGAAAAGAGAUUUCCAGAGAAAGGGCUCCUCAUGAUCCACGAAAGGGUCCACACGGGCGAAAAGCCGUUCCCGUGCACUUUCUGCACCAAGAGGUUUGCCAGUCAGGGGGAGCUGCGUCUCCAUCGGCGGACUCACACGGGCGAGAGGCCUUACCACUGCUCCAUCUGCCAGAAGAGCUUUUCUCGGCACUGGCACUUGAAGACGCACCUGGAGGCGAUGCACUGCGAGGUAGUUGCGGGCUUCACAAGGAAGAAAUUUCCAUGCUCGGAGUGCGAGAAGAGCUGCAACUCGGCGGCUGAGUUGAGGGACCACCAACGGACUCACACUGGGGAAAGGCCCUUCCAGUGCUCAUUCUGUGACAAACGGUUUGCCUUGUCUGGAACACUGGUGAGGCAUGAGCGCCUCCACACCGGUAUCACCCCCUACCACUGCUCCGACUGCGGCAAGACCUUCGCACAGCAGUGGACGCUCACCACACACAUGAGGACUCACACGGGAGAAAAGCCAUAUAGCUGUUCUCAGUGCGACAAGUCGUUUGUCGCUCCUGGGGAGCUCCGGAGGCACACCAGGAUCCACACAGGAGAGAAACCAUACACCUGCGGUAACUGCUGCCGGCACUUCUCAUUAGCGGGAACUCUAAGAAACCACCGCCGGUCGUGUACGCAGAGCAAGAGCGAGUCCGUCCCUGAUGUCAUCUUAGGAGUGAACCGAGCAUCAGUAGAUAAGUCGUACCUGGAGGGCCAGGCUAACUCCAUUGUCUGCAAGGUACCUGAAAGCGAGACCUCUCCAAAUGCUGCUGAGCCUACUUCCUCAGAGCAUCUUAACUGUGUCACAUCGCCUCAGCCAGAAGAGAACCUCAUUUCCACUCCCCAUGUGAAUGUUGUAGUGAAACAGGAAGAAGAGGAAGAACCCUUAUACGAGGAAACUCCUGACCGGGCAUCAGAUGGGGAGAAUUGCGAGACUCCAGAAGAAAAUGAAGAGCUGCAUCAGCAAAGCAACAAAGAGAUUAGGAUUACAGUAAAAGAUGAAGAGGAGGGGUCAGUAAACGAAAAUCCGGAUGCUGACGAAGACGUUGAAAAACGCGGUCUUCCAACGUCACCUGAGGAAAAGCAAAGUCGAAGCAACUCGAAGAGUUCCUACUGCUGUGGGCUCUGUGGAAGAGACUGCCACAAGAUGUCGGCGUUGCAGAUCCACAUGCGCAUUCACUCGGGCGAGAAACCCUACCAGUGCUCCCUCUGCGGAAAACAGUUCACACAAAAGGGUCAGCUAAAAGGUCACUUUAAAGUCCACACGGGAGAAAAGCCAUAUUCCUGCCCGGACUGCGGCAAGAGCUUUGCCCACUCGGGCGCCAUGAACCGACACCGGCUCACCCACACGGGUGAGAAGCCGUACCACUGCUCCGUGUGCGACCGCAGCUUUAACCAGUCUGGCCGACUGAGGGAACACGAAAAAAUCCACCUGGGGGAGAAGUUCGACUGUCCCGAGUGCGACAAGAGCUUCACGCGCGCUUCCAGCCUCAAAAACCACGUGAGGCUGCACACAGGUGAGAGGCCGUACGGUUGCGAUGUCUGUGGGCGAGGCUUCAGCCGCUCGCAGAGCCUCAGACUCCACAGGAGGAAACACUUUGAGACCGAAGGAACGUCUCCGGCCGCCACGAAGAAUGACGACUUCUAUGAGAGCGACAAUAACUCCCCCAUUAAUAUGUGCAUAACGGAGAAAAAUGACUGAAAAAAAACUCUUUAUUUAACCAGAUAUAUAUUGGUAGUGUUUAGUACGAGAUCAAAGUCUGUAAAACUGAGAAAGUGGAAAGUAGCGGCUUACCUCUGUGAAUUUAUUGUUACCCAUCUGUAAUGCUUCUAUAUAAAAAGUGUUAAAAACUAAAAUAUUUAUCUCUGAAGUGGACAAACAGCCUUAUGAACAGAAACACAGCUGUGGUCUGUGCUACCAAGCAGGAUUACCUGCUCAUCAAGAAGCACGAAGCUGGGUUACUCCUUACCUGGGUUCAGCACUAUUUAUUUAUUUAUUUUAACUUUUUUUUAGUCCAUAGUAGGGAAUUUAUACUGAAACAAAUUCUAGUCAAUGGCAUUUGAAAAUUAAAAAAAAAAAAAAAAAAAUACUUCUUUCCUCUGGUUUUCUGAGAUGCACCAUUUCACUUUGCUAUCGUGUAAAAUCGAUUUUUUUGAGUUUUCACAUCAUGUUAUAAUGAUAUUCGUUAAUCAAAGACAUACCUGGAGAAAGAGGCCCAAUUGCGAGGAGAUAAGUUGCGAAGUCAAAUUUCUUUUAAGUUAUGAUCGAUAUAUAGACAUGUUGCAGCGUAACGUCACGUUGUACAUGCCCAAGAUCCCUGCUGGAGGACAAAAACGCUGCUUGCAGACGAUGGCUAUCGUUGGUUUUACUGUCAACAUGAUGCGCUAAAUCUUAAAUGUAUGCUUGAUAUAUAAAAGAAAAAGUGACGUGGUGCUUUGCGACUAAUUGUCAACACUAUGACAACAACAUAAUAAGGUCCAAGGAUAUCACAUUUCACAAGUUAGUAAAAAGUAUUAAUUGGGAAAAAAAAAGUGAGGGAGAGGAAAUUAGUUCAUUUAAACUAGCUUGACUUUGACACGUCUGCUUAGUAAAAGCUGGGAUUUUUCACCAUUAAUACUUCAAUUCAUGAAUCUGUAACUGUAACUACACUCUGUACUUUAUGUAAAGUGAAUUCAUGAUUGCAGCAGCUGUACUUUCUGAUAUUUUUUAGAACAGUUGAAAUGGUAAAAUAAUUUAAUUCUGAAACAUGUUAAAAAGAAAUUGCAGAUAUUUAAUAAAUACGCACCAUAUUGCAGGGGUGUCCAAAGUACGGCACAGCUGGGCUGAUUGGACUGAUUGGGGCCCCAAGCUCAGGUGGUUGAUGCAAAUUGAGGCUUUUUUAUGUUUAAUUAGUGCAAAAUUAUUACAGACAAAUUAGAAUCUUCUUAGCACCCACAUAAAGAAUUUUGUCUUUUGAUAAUCAUACUUUUUGCUUUCUCUUUAAUUCUGUUUUUAUUACUGAGAAUUGGACAAUUUAGUAUCCAAAAGAAUGUUCAAACUGGAUUCCUUACUUGUGAAAAGCCCUUUUUAAGUUCUGGAUGAUUUAAACUUUCCUUUCCUCUAAAAAAUUCAACCCCUUUAUUUAAAUAAUUUUUUGGUGAUUUAAAUGUUUUUAAAAAUUAUUUUAUUUUAUUUAUUUAUUUUUUUUUGUCCUGUAAGAACUUUUGCCUUGACGAUUUUGGCUCGUGACAAAAACUUCAGACACCUCCGCCCUAGUGUGCUUUCUCUUUCAAACUCAAAACCUCCCAGUGAUACACACUCUUCGGGACUGGAAUUUGUAUUAUUUGUGCCUCAGAACAUAGGUGCUGUAAGAUGAUAAUGGUUUAAAACCUAAAAUAUUAACUUUAACAAAGAAUUUACACCUUCUGUCUUCAGCAACUUCCACAAACCGCCACCAGUACGAUUCAAACCCCAAAAUCCCACCUCCAUUGUAGGACUGAAGUAAAUUUCUAACUAGGUUAUCUGUUUUUAUUUGUUGUUUAAGUCAAGAGAAAAAGAG
This is a messenger RNA of Poecilia latipinna (sailfin molly), 4094 nucleotides long. RefSeq names its product zinc finger protein 271-like. NCBI's taxonomy places the organism in Eukaryota, Metazoa, Chordata, Actinopteri, Cyprinodontiformes, Poeciliidae. The transcript has 6 exons. The record is from RefSeq and is a predicted model, not a curated record. Gene Ontology annotation, biological process: regulation of transcription by RNA polymerase II. Gene Ontology annotation, molecular function: DNA-binding transcription factor activity, RNA polymerase II-specific; RNA polymerase II cis-regulatory region sequence-specific DNA binding. The coding region runs from base 224 to 2257 and encodes 677 amino acids.